UAGUAUAUACUUUAUUUUUAAUUUUACUCUCUCUCUCUCUCUCUCUCUCUCUCUCUAUCUUCGUGUUCGUGGUUUGCCAUAGUUCUUCUUCUUGAAUCAGAUCUCUUCGUGGUGACUUCUCUGUAACCAAAAGAGAACCAUGGAGCUCAACUUCCUCUCUAGAGCUAUCUUCUUCUUCUUUCUUCUACUUUCUCUUUUUUCUUCUUUCUCAUCUUCAACUGUCAUCUCAGAUGGUGUCUUCCAAUCUCAGAGUUCGGUUACCGGAAGAAACCUGCUUCAGACCAAGAAACCAUGUCCUGUGAACUUUGAGUUUAUGAACUACAAGAUCAUAACCGACAAAUGCAAAGGUCCCAAAUUCCCACCAAAGGAAUGUUGCGCUGCCUUCAAGGAAUUUUCUUGUCCUUACGCUGACGAGCUCAACGACCUUAGCACAGAGUGUGCUACCACUAUGUUCAGUUACAUCAAUCUCUAUGGUAAAUACCCGCCUGGUCUUUUCGCUAACCAGUGUAAAGAAGGCAAAGAAGGUCUUGAAUGCCCCGCUACGUCUCCCUCUUCAGCUGAUGAUGCAAAUGCAAGCGCAGCCGUCACAGCUUCUUCUUCUUGUCUUUGGCUGACCGUUUCCGCGGCUUUCUUGGUGUUUAUUUAGCUGUACUGAAGCCGAGAACAUGCUUCUUGUAACAACCCGAGGAAGAGAGUAUAUGUAUAUCCACGAUUUGUUUUGCUGUUUUACUGUUUCAUUCUUUUGAUUUUUAGGGACUUCAAAAAAUUCUUAAUGAUAACUUUAUGGCUUUUGUGUGUA
Messenger RNA from Camelina sativa (false flax), 799 nucleotides. Its product is annotated as GPI-anchored protein LLG1. Lineage: Eukaryota; Viridiplantae; Streptophyta; Magnoliopsida; Brassicales; Brassicaceae. The record is from RefSeq and is a predicted model, not a curated record.